AUGUCGCUAUGCGUAUACGCCUUCCUAAGACGUGUCAAAAAGGAAGGAAUUAGCACUUUUCUGCCUGCACUCGUCCGAAAGUACGGCUAUCCCUUGGAAGAGCACCGGGUUACCACCGCCGAUGGCUACAUCUUGACCGUUCAUCGGAUUCCCCAUGGGCGUGAUGCUGUGAAUGGAACAGUAGAAAGGCCCGUUGUCUUCAUUAUGCACGGUUUGAUGUCAUCUUCAGCAGACUGGGUCUUGAUGGGACCCAACAAAGGGCUAGCUUACAUCCUAGCCGAGGAAGGCUUCGACGUGUGGCUCGGCAACGCGCGCGGCACCCGCUACUCCCGCCAGCAUGUCAAACUGAAUCCGGAUUCAGGGGCAGAAUUCUGGAACUUCUCCUGGGACGAGAUCGGGAACAUAGAUCUGCCGACCAUGAUCGAUUACGCUUUGGACAAGGCGAAUAAGAAGAGGCUUCAUUACAUUGGGCAUUCACAGGGCACUACUUCAUUCUGGGUAAUGUGUUCACUUCGGCCGGACUACAACCAGAAGAUCAUCUCGAUGAACGCCCUGGCACCCGUGGCUUACUUGACGCACAACAAAUGUCCUCUCAUCAAUCAGUUAGCGCCUUUUUCUACCGUCUUUGAGAAACUUAGUAAAGUGAUCGGCGUAGGUGAAAUCCUUCCGAUCACCAACUCUAAAAUCAUGCGGUGGGCCGGUGAGAAGCUUUGCAGUGACAAUGCUUUAUUUCAAGAGGUCUGCACCGAUAUAGUUUUCCUUAUCGGGGGAUGGAAUUCAUUGGAGUUUAAUAGGACCAUGCUUCCAGUCAUCCUAGCGCACACCCCCGCAGGCGCUUCCAUCCGUCAGUUCGCUCACUACGGCCAAGUCGCUCACAGCGACACUUUCCGUCGCUUCAACCAUCUUAGCUAUUGGAACUACAAAAUCUACGGCACCUGGGACCCACCUCUAUACGACUUAUCCCAAGUCAAAGCUCCCGUCUUUCUCCGUUACUCCUUAUCUGAUCCUUUAGCGCAUAUUGACGACGUGAAGAGAUUAGCGAAGGAGCUUGGGAACCUUAAAGCAAAAACUAGUAUACCGAUGACCAGUUUUAGCCAUUUGGAUUUCAUUUGGGGGAUCGACGCGAAAAAGCUUGUUUACGAUCAUGUUAUCGCUGAUAUGAGAAGGAUGGAAGAAUCCUUGUUCAUCUUCCAUCCUGUUUAG
Molecule: messenger RNA, 1203 nt
Organism: Cydia strobilella
Lineage: Eukaryota; Metazoa; Arthropoda; Insecta; Lepidoptera; Tortricidae
Product: lipase 3-like
Exons: 7
Coding region: 1-1203 (400 amino acids)
Biological process (GO): lipid metabolic process
Molecular function (GO): hydrolase activity, acting on ester bonds
Source: RefSeq, a predicted model, not a curated record